AUGGCUUUCGCAGCUGCUGCUUCUCAUGCUUCACACACUUUGAGCUUACUCGGUAGCCCAAAACCAACAAGAGCAACUACUAGAACUUCGAACCGCCUGCAGGUGAAUCACGCUCGUGCUACUUUUCUUGUGCACGCAUCAACCUCAUCACCAUCUUCACAAGCGGAGGGUCCAAGCAAACGAGGAAGACCGCCGCCGGGAGUCGAUACCAGAAUCCAUUGGGAAAAUGAAGAUGAAGGAUGGAUUGGAGGAAGCAGCAGCAAGAGUACUAGUAAAACGCAACAGCAAGUAGAGCAAGAGCAGAACAGGGAUGUCUGGGGAAACAAGUUUGCUGAUUUGCUUGAUGACUCGGCUGAUUCUCACUACCAAUUUUUAGGAGUGUCAGCAGAAGCUGAUCUAGAAGAAAUCAAAGCUGCUUAUAGAAGACUGUCCAAAGAGUACCAUCCAGACACCACUUCUCUUCCACUAAAGACUGCGUCCGACAAGUUUGUGAGGCUAAGAGAAAUUUAUGAUGUGCUGAGUGAUGAAGAGAGCCGCAGGUUUUACAACUGGACACUGGCUCAAGAGGCUGCAAGCCGUCAGGCUGAGAUUAUGAGAUUGAGGUUGGAGGAUCCUUAUGAGAAAGAAGUGGAGACAUAUGAACCUAUCCCCGAUAUGGUGGAUCGUCUUGGUGGAAAGAAUAUGGCCCUUGGCGAUCAAGCAACGACUGCUCUAACCAUUGAUAUUUUCAUAAUCAUCUUUGCUAUUUGUUGCAUUGUAUAUGUGAUUCUAUUCAAGGAGCCAUAUUACUAG
Argentina anserina (silverweed cinquefoil) is the source of this 792-nucleotide messenger RNA. Its product is annotated as NAD(P)H-quinone oxidoreductase subunit T, chloroplastic. Lineage: Eukaryota; Viridiplantae; Streptophyta; Magnoliopsida; Rosales; Rosaceae. The coding region runs from base 1 to 792 and encodes 263 amino acids. The record is from RefSeq and is a predicted model, not a curated record. The transcript is spliced from 2 exons.